ACCGGGAGGUCGCCGAGGAGGACGGGGGUUGGCAGUCCGCAGGCAACGGAGACGGUCAACGGGAAACCGGCCACGGCCGGUCUGGCCAGCAAAGUCAGGCAGGAGCUGGCCGGUGCGUGGUGGUGCAGGGACACCAACAGCACCAGGAGCUGCCCAUAAUCGAUCUCUUAGACGACAUUACCGAUCAGAUGCAGAUCGAGCUCAAGUCGGAGCCGGUGUCGCCGAAGAUAGACGAGAUAGAGACCUGUCUGCUCGCCGAUCAGAUCGACUCGCAGUCGUCGGAUCGUGGCUCGAGCCAUCAGAACGGCCGCCGAGCUAACGGCGGACAGCAUCAACAGCCGAGGACGGCGGCCAACGAGAUCUCGCAGUUCGCCGACCUACGGUGGCUCGCGCAGAACGGCAAUCAGCAGGCAUCCGCCAAGCCGACUCGCGGCUUCGAGCAAGAGUCGAAACACGCGAACAACCGCUCGAACAGCGGCACUUACUGCAACUUCUGCCAGAAGACCUUCUCGCGGGCUUGGUCCCUUCAGAGGCACCUGGCGGACACGCACUUUUACGUGCCGCAGUCGCUCUCCUGCGAUCAAUGCGGCAGGAGUUACAAGUCCAGGAACAGCCUGGUCAGCCACAAGAGCCAGUACCACGCGAGGAAGGAGCGCAAGGAGCACGAGGAACAUUGCGAGGUCACGUAUUGACCGGCCCCCGUGGUUUAGUGACCGAAUUGCGCCGAGGAUUCCGUCUUGACCUCUCCGACUACGGACGUGCGGCGAAAACGAAGGGACCCGAGGAGUCUGGCCGGCUCUUCCGAUCCGCGUUUCCGGCUGUCCACGACGACCACCGCCGCGUUUCUAUCCCUUGAUCCUACCCGGCACGAGAAAUCGAACGGAUGCCACUCGACGGGCGAACCACGGACGCGUUGGAAAUGGUCUCAGGCGUCUGUAAAUACCCUUCCGCGACCAGUUCACGAGCUUUCUUUGUACAUACUCCCCGAACGGCGUUCCCUUUCGUCAAAGUCUAGUCUUCCGAUCGUGUGAAACGAGUUACCUCGAUGCACGCCAAAGAAAAUAGAAAGUUUAAUACACGACUAACCGCGUUAGCUUAAGUUCCACGGGGACGUGCUCUCGAAACGUGCAUGCUCGAAGCGCCGGUCGAGAAGGGGUUGCUUUUUCGGAAAUACGUUCCGCCAUCUGCUCCGGCUCACCGGCAAACGUGGCCCGAGCAACCAUAGCUAAAUCGAUACGUCCCUCUUUCGGUAUUACUGUGCUCUUCUUCAUCCACACCCCCUGAGACCUGUCGCGGGGGUAGUUUCAACCCCGACGGCGAUAAAGUCAAC
Nomia melanderi (Alkali bee) is the source of this 1330-nucleotide messenger RNA. Lineage: Eukaryota; Metazoa; Arthropoda; Insecta; Hymenoptera; Halictidae. The record is from RefSeq and is a predicted model, not a curated record.